Lindgomyces ingoldianus is the source of this 1003-nucleotide messenger RNA. RefSeq names its product NAD(P)-binding protein. NCBI's taxonomy places the organism in Eukaryota, Fungi, Ascomycota, Dothideomycetes, Pleosporales, Lindgomycetaceae. The transcript has 3 exons. The coding region runs from base 1 to 1002 and encodes 333 amino acids. The record is from RefSeq and is a predicted model, not a curated record.
AUGACCAAGCUCAUAACCAUCUUUGGCGCCACCGGCGCUCAAGGAUCCUCGGUUCUUAAUUCCCUUGCGUCAAACACCUCCCAUCCCUUCACUCUCCGCGGUAUAACCCGUAAUCCAUCUUCCUCCUCAGCUCAAAAGCUUGCAGCUUCGGGGGUCGACGUCGUCAAGGCAGAUGGCUGGGACAAAGAUUCCCUAAUUUCCGCAUUCAAAGGAAGUUGGGGCGUAUUCGUGAACACUAAUUCUGAUGACGCCGUGUUCGAGAAUCCGGAUGAGAAGAAAACGGAGUUCGAUCUCGGUAAGAUCAUUGUGGAUGCAGCUGCUGAAGCGGGGGUACAGCAUUUUGUGUACUCCGGAAUGGCUUCUGCAAAGGAAACCUCAAAGGGGAAAGUAUCGGUUGAUGCAUUUGACCACAAGCACGCCAUUGCCGUCUAUGCGCAAUCCCUCAAGACCUUCAAAACUGUUGCAACUCCCAGCGCAGGAUGGUACCUAGAGAACUUCCUGCUUGAGGAUAUGGCCCCAAUCUUCGGUGGGUUUCCUUUCAUACCCUCCGAGAACGGAACUUUAGUCUUCCGGUCUCCACGUUGGGGUGGAAAAGAGGAUGUGCCAUUCAUUGCAGUGGGUGAUGACUUUGGCGACAUUGUGCAUGGGAUUUUCUUAGAGCCGGAGAAGUGGAAUGAGGCGUUAGUGCAAGGCGUCAGUGAUGUGAGGAGUUUCCAAGAUGUGGCUGCGGCGUAUGAGAAAGCGACUGGAAAGAAAACUGCGUUUGAAGAGAUCUCGAAAUGGGAGGAUCUGGAAGUGUAUGGUAUCCGAGCUCUUGAGACCGUUAAGGGGAUGUUUGGUUUUUGUCAGGAAUCUGGGGGGCGCUAUUAUGGAGUGGAGAACGAGAAAGCAACGGCUGCGCAGUUAAAGAAGAGAGCCGCCGAGGCAAGGGGACAGACUGGUGAGGAGACGAAGUUGAUGACACUCGAGAAGUGGUUUGAGCGGGGCUUUGGGCAGAAGUGAG